CAAAGUACUUCUUCAAUUUUAUAACAAAUUUUGAUAAUUUUCUUUUUCUUUACAUCUACAAGCAUUAUAAAAAAAAAUUUAAAAUGUCAAUGAUAGCGACAAAUCUCAAAUCUCUGCUUAAAAUCAAAGUUAAAGAACGGAGUGACUCAUACACUGAUCAGUACAACCGAAUUUUUAUGGUCAAGAUAAUGUUAGCUUGUUGCAUCAUUAUGGGUAUUAGCUGGUAUAAAGAUGCAAUAAAAUGUAUUGUCACAACUUCUAGUGGUAUGGGAGACAGUGGCUUUGUAUCUCAAGCCUGUUGGAUACAAGGUCUAUAUAUAUACAAAAACCUUAUUGAUAAAAAAAACGAAGUAGCUUACUUUGGUAUUCCUAAAGACAUGGACCUAGAUGGCACCUUACAAUCUGGAGAGUUGUGUAGUACUGCAGGAAAGUUAGGCACUAAAAAUGAAAAAUGUAUGCCAAUGGAAAAAAGAUUUAUUUUGCAGUACCAAUGGAUGCCAUUUUUAAUUGGUGCUUUAUCAGCUUUGUAUUACAUACCUUAUUUGCUUCACGGAGCGGUCAAUAGAGAUAUAAAAAGUUUGCUUGAGGUAUUAAAAAGUGAUAAACCCGAUGCAGUCAAAGUUUGUCAAACUUAUUUUAACAGACGUGCUAAUCCGUAUAAAAAGAUGUUUUUAAGAAGUUUGCUCAAUAUUAUUGUCAAGAUUUUAUACAUAGUUGUCAAUUUUAUAACUCUUUUCGGUCUUAACAACGUGUUAUUUGAUAAGUUUAAUUCAUAUGGUCAAUCAUUGAUAAAAUGGUCAACGCAGUAUAGCUCUAACAAUUAUGACUAUAUGGGAACAGUAAACGACCCAACACCAGGUAAUCUUAUUCUUCCACCUUUUGGAUACUGCGAGUUAUAUGAAUCAUCAAAAGAUAUUAAGCAUAGCACAGCUAAUUCAUAUAAGUUUAUUUGCGAGUUAUCGCAAAACAUCCUCUACCAAUACUGCUUCAUGAUUUUGUGGUUUAGUAUUGUUCUUGGAAUAAUUGUCUCGUUUGUUGGAUUACUUAUAUUGAUUGUGCGUUAUGUAACGGGGAUGUUUAAAACGCAGGAGCGCAACAUGUUUGGGGAAGUUAUAAAAUCCUUAUCGAUUCGUGAAGCAGAGUAUAUGGAUAUUAUUCUGAAGAAAAGACCUGAUGUGUAUAAAGAAGUGAAUAAUUUAUUGAUGAAUGGAGACGAUUCUAUAUCAUUAAACGAAAAGUGACAAUACAAGUAAAAGAAAAUAAUGGUACGUUGAAAAAACGACGCCACGAAAUAAUUUUUUAUUAUUACCUGUUUAAAAUUUCUAUUUUGAUAAUAUUUUAAAUAAAAUUUAAUUUCAUAUAAUCUCUGAAAUAUGCUCCAAGCUACACACAUUCUACGUAUAUUCUACACGUAUUUUAACGUUGUACAAUUUAUAUUUUUUAUUCAAGAUAUGUUUUUGAUUUA
Hydra vulgaris (swiftwater hydra) is the source of this 1465-nucleotide messenger RNA. RefSeq names its product innexin inx3. The record is from RefSeq and is a predicted model, not a curated record. Lineage: Eukaryota; Metazoa; Cnidaria; Hydrozoa; Anthoathecata; Hydridae. Gene Ontology annotation, cellular component: gap junction; plasma membrane. Gene Ontology annotation, molecular function: gap junction channel activity.